Messenger RNA from Drosophila bipectinata, 612 nucleotides. It is a transcript of the gene Obp58b, whose product is annotated as Odorant-binding protein 58b. The record is from RefSeq and is a predicted model, not a curated record. Gene Ontology annotation, molecular function: odorant binding. NCBI's taxonomy places the organism in Eukaryota, Metazoa, Arthropoda, Insecta, Diptera, Drosophilidae.
AUGUUGGGCUCUGGAUUUGUGUUUUUAGUGAUUCUGCUUCAAAAUUUGGAUCCACUAUUGGCCGUAAGGAUUCACUGCCAGAACAUAGAGCGUAUGCACGAGGAGAAUAUCCACCAUUGUUGCAAGCAUCCAGAUGGUCACAACGAUGUGACGGAGAGCUGCGCCUUGAAGACCAACUUUCGGCUGCCGUCGGCCGAUGAGGAAGCCGUUGAGGAUGUGACAGUCAAUCAGGUAAUGUCCGGCACCUGCUGGGCCAAGUGUGUCGUCGAUCACUACAAUCUUCUGGAGAACAAUACCCUUGACAUGGGCAAAGUCAGAUCCUACUACAAGAGAUACCACACUAUUGAUCCUGAAUACGAAGCUGAAAUGGUGAAUGCCUACGAAAAGUGUCACUCUAAAUCUGAGACGGCCUUGGAGCAAUUUCUAGCAAUGCCACUUGUGACGGAGUUUAUAAAAACCAAGAUGUGCAAACCCACUUCCAGCAUAAUAUUGUCCUGCGUGAUUUACAACUUUUUUCACAACUGCCCGAGGAGUCGUUGGGCCCACACUUCGGAGUGCGAGGAGACUCUAGCCUUUACAAAAAAAUGCAAGGAUGCCUUUACAACUAUGUGA